AUGGAGAAACCCCGGCCGCUCUGGGACAAUCCCUUGCAGUUCGUUUUCGCUUGCAUUUCUUACGCCGUGGGGCUGGGAAACGUAUGGAGGUUUCCGUACUUAUGUCAGAUGUACGGCGGAGGAGGCUUCCUCAUCCCCUACUUCAUCAUGCUGGUGGUGGAGGGGAUGCCGCUGCUCUACCUGGAGCUGGCCGUGGGGCAGCGCAUGCGGCGGGGCAGCAUCGGCGCCUGGAAGACGAUUAGUCCCUACCUCUGCGGGGUCGGCAUUGCCAGCGUCGUGGUGUCCUUCUUCCUCUCCAUGUACUACAACGUCAUCAACGCCUGGGCCUUCUGGUACCUCUUCCACUCCUUCCAGGACCCCCUGCCGUGGGCCAGCUGCCCGCUGAACGGCAACCGCACGGGCUACGAGGCCGAGUGCACGCGGACGACGCCCACGCAGUACUUCUGGUACCGGACGACCCUCAACAUCGCGCCGUCGCUGGAGGUCAGCGGCGGGCUGCAGUGGGAGCAGGCGCUGUGCCUGAUACUGGCCUGGCUCCUGGUCUACCUCUGCAUCCUGCGCGGCACCCAGGCCACCGGCAAGGUCGUCUACGUGACCGCGUCCCUGCCCUACUGCGUCAUGCUCAUCUACCUAAUAAGAGGAUUAACGCUCCACGGGGCCGUGAACGGGCUCGUGUACAUGUUUACGCCAAAGCUCGAGCAGCUGGCGAACCCCAAAGCGUGGAUCAGCGCCGCGACGCAGAUCUUCUUCUCGCUGGGCCUGGGCUUCGGCAGCCUCAUCGCCUUCGCCAGCUACAACGACCCGAGCAACAACUGCGAGCGGCACGCCGUCGUCGUCUCGCUCAUCAACAGCACCACGUCCGUCUUCGCCAGCAUCGUGACCUUCUCCAUCUACGGCUUCAAGGCGACGUUUAACUACGAAAGCUGCAUAAACAAGGUGAUCCUGCUGCUGACGAACGCGUUCGACCUGGAGGAAGGCUCCCUGACGGCGGAGAACCUCGGCGCGGCGCAGGGCCACCUGGCUGCCGCCUGGCCGGCCGAGUACGCGGCGCUGCUGCCGCGGCUGCGCAACUGCAGCCUGGAAGAGGAGCUGGACACGGCCGUCCAGGGCACGGGACUAGCGUUUAUCGUCUACUCCGAAGCCAUCAAGAACAUGGAGGUGCCGCAGCUGUACUCGGUGCUCUACUUCGCCAUGCUGCUCAUGCUGGGCAUCGGGAGCAUGCUGGGCAACACGGCCGCCAUCCUCACGCCGCUGACCGACAGCCGCUUCAUCGCCGCCCGCUUGCCCAAGGAGGCCAUCUCGGGCAUCGUGUGCUUGAUUAACUGCAUCAUCGGCCUGACCUUCACCUUGGAGGCUGGAAAUUACUGGUUUGACAUUUUCAACGACUACGCAGCCACCCUCUCGCUGCUGCUCAUCGUGCUGGUCGAAACCGUUGCCGUGUGUUACGUUUACGGGAUACGGAGAUUUGAGAAAGAUCUUCACAAAAUGAUUGGACACAAGCCAAGCUGGUAUUGGAAAAUUAUGUGGGCUUUUGCUAGUCCUUUGCUAAUUAUCAGCCUAUUUAUAUUUUACGUCACCGACUAUAUCCUCACAGGAACACUGCAGUACCAAGCAUGGGAUGCCACACAGGGGCAGCUGGUGACCAAGGAUUACCCGAGCCAUGCCCUGGCCGUGAUCGGGCUGCUUGUGGCGGCAUCCACCAUGUGCAUCCCCCUGGGGGCUCUGCUAACUUUUAUCAGGAGGAAGCUGAAGAGGAAAAACCUUUCAACAGUCGCGUGA
This is a messenger RNA of Rhea pennata, 1779 nucleotides long. It is a transcript of the gene SLC6A20, whose product is annotated as solute carrier family 6 member 20. Gene Ontology annotation, cellular component: plasma membrane. Gene Ontology annotation, molecular function: L-proline transmembrane transporter activity. The record is from RefSeq and is a predicted model, not a curated record. Gene Ontology annotation, biological process: sodium ion transmembrane transport. NCBI's taxonomy places the organism in Eukaryota, Metazoa, Chordata, Aves, Rheiformes, Rheidae. The coding region runs from base 1 to 1779 and encodes 592 amino acids. The transcript is spliced from 11 exons.